This is a messenger RNA of Trichomonas vaginalis G3, 555 nucleotides long. Its product is annotated as charged multivesicular body protein family. Bases 1 to 555 code for a protein of 184 amino acids. The transcript has a single exon. Gene Ontology annotation, biological process: protein transport; endosome transport via multivesicular body sorting pathway; late endosome to vacuole transport. The record is from RefSeq and is a predicted model, not a curated record. NCBI's taxonomy places the organism in Eukaryota, Parabasalia, Trichomonadida, Trichomonadidae. Gene Ontology annotation, cellular component: ESCRT III complex; multivesicular body.
AUGAUGGAUAAAACGAGUAUGAGGAUGAAACUAGAAGGCAAAUCAUUAGAAAAUGAAGCUAAACGCCUUCUUAAAGAAGCACAGAAGGAAAAAAUGAAAGCAAAACAAGCGCAAAAGAAAGGUCAAAUAGCUAGUGCAAGAUUGUUCGCUACAAAUGCUGUCAGAUAUGAAAAACAAGCACAACAGCUCUUACAAUCCUCAGCUACAACUAACGGUUAUGCUGUUGACGUUAGAAAUGGCGCAGUCGCAGCACAAAUGUUCCAAAACAUGAAUAAGGCUACAUCUGGCAUUGAGGCUCAUAUGAAGAAAAUUGAUGUUCAAAAGGUUUCUGCAACAAGAACAAAAAUGAACGGUCUUAAAGAGUCAAUCAGCACAGCAAACACAUUAUUGAAUGGUGAAGAUGAUCUUGAAUUAGUUGAUGGUGCUGAAGGCCUUCUUGAACAGUUAGAAAUGGAAAAUAUGGCCGAUGUUGAUCUAAAUUUGGAAGCAAUUCCAUCGGGAGUUCCUGGAAGUGGAUACCAGCAGUCUGGAAUGAAUAAGAGGCAGAAUGAAUAA